AUGCAUACUAGAUCCCCAGACGCUCUCGCCACCCCGCAUCUUGGCGGUCGGUGGGCCGUCAUUUUAUUCAUCUGCACUCUUUUUGCCUUCGUUAUAGAGAGUCAGUUAACGCAAUAUGUGCAAACGAAUCUCGGCUAUCGACAGCCUUUCUUCAUCUUCUAUCUUGUACAUUCAUCGUUCGCCAUAAUUUUCCCUUUGCAUCUUCUGUAUCUUCGCGCUACCACGAACCACUCUACUGUAUCAUUACUCAACGGCCUUGCCAUCGCAAUAACGAACCAUCUCACGCAGGACCAGAAGACCCCGGGCGUCAAAUUUCCUCGUGCAAAAUUCCUGCGCCUCAUUCUCUUCUUGACCUUGGGGAUUACGGUCCCAGCAUUGCUUUGGUUUCUUUCUGUCUCGUUAGCGUCCGUAAGCGAUGUCACUGCUAUAUGGAACACAAACGCCUUCUUCGCAUAUUUAAUUACCGUCAAACUGUUCAACCUAGAAUGGGAAUACAGACGUCUUCUCGCAGUCCUACUCGCGACAUUGGGGACAGUUGCAGUCGUUUACGGCGGCAGCACGGCAUCCCCAGAGAAAGAACCUACAGCUGGGAACCUCGCCGGCAUAUCUCUCAAGCCCACCGCACCCCUGCUAGGCAAUCUUCUCACUCUCGUGGCAUCCUUUGCGUAUGGGCUCUAUCAGGUUCUGUACAAGAUAUACGCCGCCCUUCCGUCCGAUCCUGAAGUUGCGUCUCACCGCACCUACGAGCAGAUCCCAGACGACGACGAGACAGUUAAUACGAUCGAUGGUAAUGUAAAUGUCGACUUGGAAGACGCAGUAUAUCCCCCUCCAUUCGGUCUUCACCCGAACUUGUUGACCUCGCUAAUGGGUUUGUGUACCACAUUUGUGCUGUGGAUCCCAAUUCCUUUCCUGCACUGGACUGGCGCGGAGGUGUUCAGGCUACCGCCUAAUGCUACGGCUGUUCUGACCAUCUUCGGUAUUGCAUUCACUGGCGUCAUUUUCAAUGCUGGCUUUAUGAUUCUUCUAGGCGUAUGGGGUCCCAUUAUCGUUUCUGUCGGAAACCUGUUAACUAUCGUCCUCGUCCUGAUAUCCGACAUCAUCUUCGGCGCUGGUAUGGAAGUCAUCACCUUCUGGAGUUUCGUCGGGUCGGGGGUGAUAGUCAUAGCCUUCGCUGUUCUCGCUUACGAAACGUUUACGAAGAGGCAAUAA
Psilocybe cubensis is the source of this 1209-nucleotide messenger RNA. RefSeq lists its product as uncharacterized. The transcript is spliced from 7 exons. Lineage: Eukaryota; Fungi; Basidiomycota; Agaricomycetes; Agaricales; Agrocybaceae. The record is from RefSeq and is a predicted model, not a curated record. Bases 1 to 1209 code for a protein of 402 amino acids.